CAAAGUCUAAACUUUCCCUAGAUUGCUAAAAUAGCCUCUACUCUCAAGUUCUAUUUCCCAAAGGCAAGUUGCAAGGGAGGACUCAGACACACAUGGCACCAGAGGUUGCUAAAGGCACUGGUCACGAUGGUAGAGCAGAUGUGUGGAGUGCCACCUGCACACUGCUUCACAUGAUCAACGGCAGGCACCCAUGGAUAAAGAGAUACAACCACCUUCCAUCUCUAGAUGUGGUGGUGGCAAAUAAUAGCCCACCGCUAUUUGAAAUUCCAAAGAAUUGUCACAGGGAAGUGAAAAGACUCAUUAGGUGGGGGCUGACAGUGGAUCACUAUAAACGCCCAUUGGCCGGUACCUUACGAGAUGAAGUUGAUACAGUUCUGUCUAAAUUUGGAUAUCUAGCAUCCUCACCUAUUGAAGAGAAUUGUGAAACUCUAGAAGCCUGUCAAUCCUUGGAUAUGAAAGACCCAAUCGAUCCAGUAGAGUGUCAGUCAUUCAGCUUCAGAUCAAAUCCAAUGCAUUUUUUGCUGGACCAGGAUGAAGCAUUAAAGACUAAAGAUAAUUUUUCAGAAGUCCCUGAAGCAUCAUUGAACUGGACCAAUAGCCAGGGAGAAGGUGGUAAUAAAAUAUCACAUUCCCUGAGAAUGGCAGUUGAAGACGACAGGUUGGAGAUUAUUAAAGCUUUUCAAAGAGACAGGCUAUCAACCUGUAACUCUGCAGAGGAUCUAGAAGAAUGGAUAAGCCUGGUCGACAAUUCAGAACUCUUGUUAGAGGACGAUGUUAUGGAAUAA
Messenger RNA from Polyodon spathula (Mississippi paddlefish), 785 nucleotides. RefSeq lists its product as uncharacterized. The coding region runs from base 93 to 785 and encodes 230 amino acids. Gene Ontology annotation, biological process: positive regulation of canonical NF-kappaB signal transduction; protein phosphorylation. The transcript has 6 exons. The record is from RefSeq and is a predicted model, not a curated record. NCBI's taxonomy places the organism in Eukaryota, Metazoa, Chordata, Actinopteri, Acipenseriformes, Polyodontidae. Gene Ontology annotation, molecular function: ATP binding; protein kinase activity.